Salvia miltiorrhiza (redroot sage) is the source of this 2037-nucleotide messenger RNA. RefSeq names its product vacuolar protein 8-like. Bases 115 to 1773 code for a protein of 552 amino acids. Lineage: Eukaryota; Viridiplantae; Streptophyta; Magnoliopsida; Lamiales; Lamiaceae. The record is from RefSeq and is a predicted model, not a curated record. The transcript has a single exon. Gene Ontology annotation, molecular function: protein binding.
UACGAGGUGUGAGUGGUGAUAGCUUGUGAUAAUAUCUUCCAAUUAUGCGGAAUUAAAGUGAAGCACAUGCAGUCUGUUAGAAACCACAAAAGAUAAGCAUCUUCCAAAAUUAAAAUGGGUGAAGAAAACAGCGAAGCUAUUCUGCUGAUUUCUUCACUGAUUUCUGCGUCCCAUUCCAUCAAAGUGUUCUCCGCCAAAUGGCAAUCCAUCCGACACAAACUGGAGGAGCUCUUCUCCAACCUCGCCGCCAUCCACAACUGGGAAUCCGCACUCCCUGCAGUUUCACACUCCAUCUUAGCCACUCUCAACCACUGCCACCAGCUCGCCAAGCAGUGCUUGGACCUCUCAUACAGCGGGAAGCUGCUUAUGCAGAGCGAUCUUGAUAUCGUUUCCGCCAAAAUCGACGCUCAUAUCAACAACAUUUUCGAUGUCUAUGCCGCGGGAUUGCUCACGCGCACCGACGCCAUCGUCGUGUCGCGCCCCACCGCCGCCGCGUCCAGGGACGACGUCCGAUUCUACGUCGUCGAUUUGCUCUCAAGAUUCAAGAUUGGGAGCACCGAUAUGAAGAAACAAGCGCUCCUCGCUUUCAAUCAAGUGAUUCAAGAAGAUGAGAGAUACAUAACGGUCGCUCUGCGCCUCGACAAUUUCGUUGGCUUUCUCGUGAACUUUCUUGAUUUUAAAGACGGUGAAAUCCAACAAGAAGCUGCGAAAUGUGUGUGUCUGAUUGCGGGGUCUGAGUCUUGGAAGAGCGCAUUGAUCGGUGCAGGGGCGAUUGCUCCUUUGAUUAGGGUUGUUGAAUCCGGGAACGAAGCGAGUAAAGAGUUGGCGGCGACAUGUUUGCUUUUACUGACGGAGAAUUCAGACAAUGCUUGGUUGGUCUCUGCUCACGGCGGGGUCACCGCCCUCCUGAAGAUCUGCGGCGGCGGCGACGGCGGCGAAUUGGUGGCGUUGGCUUGUGCGGUGUUGAAGAAUCUAGUCGGAGUGGAAGAAAUCAAAAGGUUCGUGGUGGAGGAAGGCGGGAUUCCUCAAUUUGUUAAUCUUGCGAAGUCGAAAGACGAAAUGAUCAAAAUUAGGUCAGUUGAUUUGCUACAGACAAUGGCUUGCAACGAUGAAUCGAUAAAAGAGAUGAUAAUCGAAGAAGGUGGGGUUCGAGCAUUAGUGCGAGCGUUGAGCCCAAAAUGGAGCUUGGCAACGAAAACAAGAGAGAUGGCAUUGAGAGGGAUCGUGAACAUAUGCUGUUCAUCGGAAACUUCGCUGCAUUUGCUGGUAAAUUAUGGUUUCAUGGAUCACAUACUCUACUUUCUCCGACACGGCGAGGCGUCUGUGCAAGAAUUGUCGUUGAAGACAGCGUUUUGGCUAUCCGGGACGUCGGAGGAAGGGAGGAAGGCGAUGGGGGAAGCAGGGUUCAUGCCUGUCCUAGUCAGAUUUCUCGAUUCCAAAUCAAUAGAAACUCGAGAGAUGGCGGCGGAGACCAUCUCCAGCAUGAUCGUGCUUCCCAAGAAUCGGAAGAAGUUCGUGCACAGUGAUCAGAAUCUGGGAUUGCUGCUGCGGAUGCUCGAGGUAAACAACUCAGGUAACAAGAAGCUCCUGCUUUCGAUAUUGAUGUCGUUGACCGCCACCAGCGCUACUGCCAGGAAGAAGAUAGCCACUUCGGCCUACCUUAAACACAUCGAGAAGCUUGCAGAGGCUCAGGUUCCGGAUGCUAAGAAGAUUCUCAGAAAGAUAUCUUCCAAUAGAUUAGGCAGCUUUCUCAAUGGAAUCUGGCAUUCUUGAAUCUCUUUAGACUUUUUUUUUUUUUUUUGUUCUGUUAUAUCUAGAAACAGUUUCUUUCCAUCAAUGUAGUUUGGUAGACCGUAGUACGUACAAACUGUGUGCAGCAGGAGAAGGUGAUGAUGAUAAGUGUUUCUAUGUUUUCUCUGCAUUUUGAAUCUUGCACAUGGUGUGGAAUCAAGUGGAGAUUGAGCAUGUUGACAUCAGUGUUGUUUGGCAGCAUUCCUUCUUUUGAUGAACAAAGAUUGUGAUAGACUAUCUACCUCC